Molecule: messenger RNA, 999 nt
Organism: Puma concolor (puma)
Lineage: Eukaryota; Metazoa; Chordata; Mammalia; Carnivora; Felidae
Source: RefSeq, a predicted model, not a curated record
AUGCCUAGUGACACAGUGAGGAAGCGGGAACUCAUCCACGGCAGCUCCGUGACUCCCGAUGAAGGUGAAGAUGUGCCCGUUCUCCAGCAGUUGUUUGGGAAACCCCAGCAGGUGUUACAAGGAGACACGUACAAAGUCAUUCAAGACUGCUUGCAACUGAUCGCAGACAGCGACACACCUACUAUACGAAAAGGAGCCUACACGUUCGUUCCGUGGCUGCUCAGCUUUAAAAGAGGAAGGGCCCUGGAAGAAAAGGAAAAUAAAAUCCUGGUGAAAGAAACCGGUUACUUCUUUAUAUACGGGCAGGUUUUAUACACGGAUAACACCUUUGCUAUGGGACACCUAAUACAGAGGAAAAAAGUCCACGUCUUUGGGGACGAACUGAGUCUGGUGAAUUUGUUCCGAUGUAUUCAAAAUAUGCCUGAAACACUACCCAAUAAUUCCUGUUAUUCCGCUGGCAUCGCAAAGCUGGAAGAAGGAGAUGAACUCCAACUGGCAAUACCGCGGGAAGACGCUAAAAUAUCGCAAGAUGGAGAUGGCACGUUUUUUGGAGCAUUGAAACUUCUGUGACCUACUUCUACCUUGUUCGCGGCGAAUUCCUUCCUUUCUCUGUGCCUCUAAGGAGAGAACACUUCACUGGAAAUGCCAGAGGAAGAAAACCAGGAGUUACCGAACUCUUUUCUGUGAGCUAUUUGUUUUGAUUUGCUGAACCUAGAGCAAAACAGGAAAUUGAACAGACAGCCGCAGCCCAGGGGUGUCAUGUGAAUUACAAGAAAUAGAACCCGUUUGAGGAAAGAUAGAAGUAGCCCUCUCACUAUAAAAGCCACGUUGAGCAACUUAGGCAUCGCGGCUUGGCUGGUAGCAAACACAGGUUUCCGAGGGGCGAUAAUCCUAUUUCUUCCUAAACGGCAUUCCGUUGUGCGCCGGGGAACAAGUGCCCAUGUCCGCAGGACCUUAAUUGAGACAUUUUGGGAAAUCUCAGGAUUCAUCCCCUCUAUA